AUGCUACUAAGUAGCCUUGCCAUGCCGCGGGCUAAUUUGAACCAACUGACCCUACCCAUGGUCCUCUCCCUCCUCAUCUUCCUUUUCUCCCCCGCGUCAUGGGCUUUUGAUGGACGUCUAUCUCUUGGCGCCGCCCUUGACACUUCAGAUAAGACUAUGAGGAUCGAAUUUCCAGCUAGUGUUGGGGAGCAACUUCACUUAACACAAUACCCACUGGAGAUAUAUGGAAAAGAAAUUGAGCAAAUUAAGAUAUAUGCCAACGGUUUCGUCGUAUUGGGGAAUCAUAGUCUUGAAUUGCCCCUGAAUUACCCCAGCCAAACGGCCUACUCAAAGCAUCGUCUCAAUGAGAUACAGGGGGAUUUCAUUGGUGUAUUUACAACUGUCAACCAAUGCAGUCCCAAAGGCAAGAUUAUCAUCAGAGAAGUUGAUGUGAACGAGGUGGAGUCCGGUACUUGUCUAUUCGAGCACAUUGUGCGGAUUGGAAGCAUAAUCGAUACUGCUGAACUAUAUUCGGAAGGCACAGAGUUUCUCGCUGAUUAUAUCCUCACUAUCACCUGGGAGAAUAUGGGAUGUGUGCCGAGUUCCGAGCCCCUGACGAACACAUUCACUCUAGCUUUGGUGAGAAUGGAGGAUAGAGUGUAUGCAAUCUUCCAGUAUGAUGAUAUUCAAUGGACGGCGGAUCAUUCAACUUCUAGUUUACCACCCGAAGCUGGAAUCUUCAUUCAUGACGAGGAUACACCACAGCUUCCACGAAAUAAUAUGCAUAUUGAACCACAUGUUUGGAAUGAAGAAUCCAACAUUGCUGUGCCUGGAGAAUGGUUCUUCCCACUGAAUGAUGGCCCAAUUGACGUGGACGUGGAAGCUCAGUCAAAAAUACGUAUGCUAACCGAGGACUUUGUGGAGACCAGUACGACUAACUGUCCCGACAUGGUUGUAAACAAUCCACCUUCCACUACUCCAGGCCAUGAUGGAGGAUCCUCCACAAGUCCCACACAGGAAUCUUCUACAAUGACAGUGCCACCAUCAUCUUAUCAAACUGAUUCAGAAUCGCCUUCAUCGACGGGUUAUGCAACUGAGGUUACAUACAAUCCGCCUUUUACCACCUCUGAAGGUGUGCCUUCUGAUGUUGUUGUCACAGAUCAGGAGAUAACGUCCAGUUCUCAAACUCCGUCUGACAAAACGACCUACGAUGACUAUUACGCCACACCACCAAGCAUGGACCCCCAGAAUUGUGAUAGCGGUGCGUGCGAAGAUCAAAUGUCCUCGUGUUUCAUUUUCGAUGGACAGAAUUGUUGUGUUUGUCCUCCUGGUUACUAUGGUGGUGGCCAAGAGGGUUGCCAUCCUCUCAAACCAAAAGAGUCCCGUAGAAUCUACGUUGAUGGUGAACUAAAAAUUGAUUUACCACAUCAAGAGCCAACCACUUCCUCCUUUUUCCUUGAUACGGAAGUACGAAGUGAUAAUAGUCUUCUAACUCAGUCGGGUACAAACAAUUUACCGCGCAAUUUCUCGACUAUCCAUGCUCUUUCCCCUAUUUUCAACAUAAUCAACACCUUCUUCGCGCUUCCAAGAGAAGAGGCGAAUGACGAUCACAUUUUCAAUGUCUUCUCCUUGACGUCUGGUUUCACAGCUCCUUUCAAUUUUUCCUUCUACGUAACUGUUGGACGAUAUGGUCGUUUAAGUGUCAAGGGUGAUCUCAAGCGCGUUAGCUCUGAUCGUGACGAUUAUAAGGGUUCCUUGAAUAUUCAGAUCAGGCCAGACGGCUCAUUCUUACCUCUGGACUCCCCAUUAGUGAAUUCUGAUGGCCUUCUUCAAGUAGAUAAUCAACAAGAUCGUUUAGUUGAGCUAGAAAGGGUUGAAGCUGGAAGGGUUCAAUUCACCCCCCUAACAUUUAAUUUCAUAUCAGCAUCUGGAGAGAGAGUAGCUGUGGAAAUAAAAGGCGAUGGAGAAGCAGACACCAGAGAAGGAGCGUGCCUGCUUGCAGAUGGAAGUUUGCUGAAAAUUGGACAGAAAUACGCCUUUAAUUUGGGCUCACAGGGCUAUUGUAGAGAAGAUUGCCAAUCCGAAAGCUCCUGUUCCUUCUACUGUGUCGAUACGCCUAUUCUUGCAAGCUCCGCAUCAGGUGGUUCACAGGUUAAAUCAACUCCGAUUCCAUCAGUUUGCCAAAUGGAGUUAGAUGCUGGGCCAUGUGCAGGUUAUUUUGUUCGUUAUGGUUUCCAUAGCCAAAAGGGACAUUGCAUCGAGUUCGUUUACGGUGGUUGCCAAGGCAAUGCCAAUAACUUUGAAUCCAUAUCAGAGUGCGAAGCCGAAUGUGGAAAUGGAGACAAUGAAGAGCCUCCUCGACAAAGUGAAGAUGUGUGCAGUCUUCCGACAGACACCGGUCCAUGUUAUGCGUUCAUACGUCGUUAUGCAUACAAUCCAUCGACAAGAAGAUGCGAAAUCUUCACUUAUGGAGGUUGUCAAGGCAACGACAACAAUUUCGAGACAGAAGAAGAAUGUGAACGUCGUUGUGGAGGUUCGGAAAUUAUUUUCUCUCCAGGAGCAGGAGUAACUGAAGGCACCGGUGGUAUUGGUGGUAUUGGCAGUGUUAGUGGUGAUGUGUGUAGUCUCCCUUCAGAAGUGGGUCCAUGUAGUGACUAUGUGCUGAAAUACACCUACAACACAUCCUCUGGUCGUUGUGAGAUGUUCUACUAUGGUGGUUGUGAGGGAAAUGACAACAGAUUUGAGAAUUUGGAGGAAUGCCAACAACGUUGUGAAUCGUCUGUGUCGAGAGUUGAUUGA
Rodentolepis nana is the source of this 2778-nucleotide messenger RNA. Lineage: Eukaryota; Metazoa; Platyhelminthes; Cestoda; Cyclophyllidea; Hymenolepididae. The record is from the annotation of a GenBank genome assembly.